Molecule: messenger RNA, 783 nt
Organism: Mangifera indica (mango)
Lineage: Eukaryota; Viridiplantae; Streptophyta; Magnoliopsida; Sapindales; Anacardiaceae
Product: auxin-responsive protein SAUR76-like
Exons: 1
Coding region: 68-430 (120 amino acids)
Biological process (GO): response to auxin
Source: RefSeq, a predicted model, not a curated record
CUCUCUCUCUCUCUCGUCUCUGUUUCUAUUUUUCUCUCAAACCCAAACAUUUCUCAUCCAGUCUCUAAUGGCGAUAGGUGGCAAGCUGAUGAAACUCAAGUCAGUACUCAAAAAGCUCAACUCAUUCAACAAACAAAGCGGCGGACGUCCUAGGAUUACCUCCGUAGUCGCAACCACAGAUGAUUCCUGCGCCAACGCCGGCGACCUUCACCCUGUUUACGUCGGAAAAUCCAGGAGACGAUAUCUCAUCAGCUCCGACAUUAUCGAUCAUCCGCUUUUCAAAGAACUGGCUGAGCGAUCAAACGAUUCGUCCCACACGAUAAACGUGGCGUGCGAGGUUGUGUUGUUUGAGCACUUGCUUUGGAUGCUGGAAAAUGCCGAUCCACAGCCCGAGUCUUUAGAGGAACUCGCUGAGUUCUACGUUUGUUGACUGUUGAACUUGCAUGCUACGGUAAACAGAAAUAUUAAAUAUUAAUAACGUUGAGUGAAGUGAUUGUGUGAGGUCACUCCUAUGCUAUAAAGUUGCAAAUGAUGAUGCAAUUUUAAUAAUUAUGAUUAGCGGUGUAAGUAGAGGACCGAAGAUUCCAGAGAGAAGAGAAGAUUAAAGCAAUUUGAGAAUGAUGAGAGGAAUUCGUUGCUUUCAACGGUGAGGAUUAAUUAACCCAUUGUACACCGGCUAAUCGCUACGCCUGGUGAUCGUUAUUUGUAGUUAUCGCUACUGUCAUUGUUUAUUUAUUUAAUUAUUUUUGCUAUAAUAUUAAUAUAUUUGUAUUUAUUUUUUUA